UCUUACUAUAAUAGGACGACGCAAUGCAACGCACAUACCGGAAUUCUAAGCUUAAAAAAGAACUAUCGUAUAAAUUUUAACUAAAACAGGUUGAACAAAUUCAAAUAAAAAGGAAAGUAGCGUGCUUUUGUUACUUGAUCGUUUUUGUGUUUUAGUACUACAAAAAUAUUAGAAAAUUCAUGAAAUUAAAUCAUUCAAAAUUCACCUAAACUGGUAAUCCAGUUUGACACUGUCUGUUUGAAUAAAUGCUUAUACAGUCGUUUUUAUUAGUAGUAAGAUUAUGAAAAAGUCUUUUAAAAAUUGUCUACAAAAUUAGAAAUCUUCGUUCGAAGUUUGUUUUUAGUUAUUUAGCAUAAUAUUUUUUUAUGGAAAAACCUAGUUAAAAAAAAUGAUGUAUUUUUGUACGCUUCCGAAAUAACAAAUAAUUUAACAAAAUGAAAACGGCUUUAGAAAAAAUUUUGUCAGAUGGUUUAAGAACCUCUACGAACGGUUUAUUGGCAAUAAAUACUGAUAUAAAGAAUACUCUAGGAAAUGAAGGUAAUCUUUUUAAUACAUUUUCGUUUGCUUAGUGGCAUUUUUGUUUUGUUUAUACCCAGUCCUUGAUUGAAAAACAACAUUAUGGAAUGUGUUUUGGAGGAAGAAUCAACUCGUACUUUGUCCGAUGACACAUCCUUAUCGCUUAUUCUAGGUUUUCAAAUGAAGAAAUUUAUUCAAACAAGAAGUCAUUCUCAAGUUUAUGGUAAGGUGGACAAGGACCCUCGAAGUUACAAUAUGAUAGAGGAAACGAACAUUCAAAGGAAAUAUACCACUGUUAGUGGGCUAGAUUUGGAGGCUCGUAUGCUGUAUCGAAAAAGUACUGAUUUAGACUCUUCUUGUAGUGAAGAGUCUUCCAGAACAUCCUCUUCCAAAAUGGACAGUUCGCGAAAACAAAAGAGUUCAAACUGUGAAACGAAAAUAAAGGGUUAUAAGUAUCAAAAGAAUCCACAACCUUUUUCAUUGUCUCAUACGAAUGAAAUGUUUCAAACCAAUGAAGCUUUUCAAAAAUCAAAAACGGACCAUAUACGUUCAAUAAACAUUGGGAAUGAUGCGCUAUCUUUGAGCGCACGGCACAGUACGAGUAGUAAGCCGAAUGAGGAACAUCAUGACAACUGCGCAACUCGUUCAACGAACGGCGAAAAUAACACUUAUACUAAAGUAGUAGAUGACGGUGCAGAAACAAACGCCUCGAAUCAGACAUUCAGCGGAAUUGUAUCAAAGGAUCAGUGUCUUCUUGUGGAGAAAGAACCCUUCUUUUUAAUGAUUUUAUUAAUUGAUAGUGUCGCAAUAGUCGAAAAAUCGUUAAAAAAUGUUCCUUUUCAUUUUCAUCUUAGUUGGAUUGCUGUGUUGUAUAAUUUGAAAUGUGUAGGUUCGAAAAGUGUGUCGUCACCUACAUAUUUUUUUAAUGGGAUGGUAUCCGAAAAAAAAGAAAAUGACCACUCAUCUAAAAAAUCAUCCUUCAAGCCAACAUUAAAGUCACUUGAUUGGUGCACGUAUCUGGAAACUCAACUCAAUUCAUCCUCAGCGCAGCAGGCGAUUUCCCCUCUGUAUCUUCACAAAAGUUCUACGAAGGAAGCCAUAUUUCAUGGAAAAAUUGUACUCAAUCUAACGCAUGAAAAAAGCAACGAAACGUUAGCUCUAGCAGCAUUCAAUGUGAAUGAUCUGGGUGCGUCGGAUGUUUUUCGUAAAUUAAAUGUGGAGUUGCUUACAACAGCAGGAGUUUUUGCUAUCAUCACUCUCUACGUAGCUUGUCAAAAACGAUGGGUUAAGGUCCAUCCAUCAACGUUGGAGUGUGAGCCAAGCUCUUUCCAAAAUAAUGGUUCGCCUUUUUACAAUGUGGAUCAGGAUGAUCAGGCUUACUUUUUACAUCAAUUUGUGACUCAAGAAAUCAUUCAAAGUCGAGAUUUGAAUGAAUUGGAAAGUUGUCAAAGUUAUCAUACAGACGUUACUGAAACUGAUUCAAUAGAAGACACUAGCCGAAAAGUCGACGCUGCUAAAGCGCCAGUCAAACGUGAUUUACAGCUGUUGUCAAAUUUAUCGCGUUUUACAAAGGUUCAUGAUUCGAUUCAUUCACCGUCGGAUUCGUCGAAUGACUCUUAUUGCGAAGAAAAGAUAUCAGUCCCACCUGUAACAACACAGAGUGUUAGUUUACAAGACAGUUUAGAAAUCGCUGAAGAUGCAACAAGUGUCAUUCAAAGCCAAGAUGCAUGUGCUGGAAUAACGAAUAACGUAAAGCUGUCGAGUGUAAUUAGCGAAAACGUUUAUAAAAAACGACCAAGCGUUUGUGAAGGAUUGCGGAAUAAGAAAGAAAUUCAUGUCAGCACGAUAAGGAAGGGAAAAAAUGACGAAACGGAAGGGAAGCCAUGCGUUGAGGAAUCGUUACAACAGGAGACAGAAUGGAGCAAUUGUAAACCAACUUUCGAAAUGAACACUGAAAAAUCGAAAACAGGACUUCGUGAGUUGUUUCACGUGUGUCAACAAUUAACGGAGAUUCCCGAUAAUACGACAUUAGUGUUGAAACAAGAACGAUCUUUAUCAGCCGAUAACUCUCCUCAUGUUCUUUUAAGGAAAGCCAUUCAUCUCUGUAUUGGUUUGUGCCAACAAGUCACGCAAUCCUCAAAUAACAAAGAAGCGACGGAAGCCAAAGAGUAUCUAGAAACAUUACGUAAUUUGGCAAAUCGUAUUGGACGCUCUUUAGAAGAGUCUGUAGUUUGUGACAGAUUACAGUGUAAUACUGACUCGAAUGAGUGUGAAAAAGUUCAGUCAUUGAGUCGUACCAAAAAUACUAAUGCUGUCCCAAUCGACAAUGUUUCGUACGCUAAUUCAACGGAGUACAUAUCGCAUACAAGUGAAAAGGGAGGGCACACAGACACGACCUUUUAUGUGGACUCACAGGACCCUAAAGAUGUGUUAAGUGAGCCACAAGUUUAUAAAAAUUCAGAAACCUUAUCGACGUUGCAUGGGAAAAAGCCGUUUGACAAGAAUUACUUGUGUCUAGGUUACUCUUCUAAUGCAAUGGUUUGGAAGCGUUCACAGUUAAAUCAUAAAGAAGAUACCUCUUCAUUACAUGGUGUGGAGUGCAGCGCAAGUAGUUCUUUACCCAAAAUUUUAGGUCAACCAGAUAAAUGUGAACGUCUGUUUCCUGAAUAUCAUACCAAUGCUUCGCCUGAAAAACAUUCAAUGAAUGAUUGUCAAUCCAAGUCGAGUUCGCGUCCAAUGUAUUCACACCAUGCAGGAGAAACACCUCAAUUGAGUCGACUAGACAAUGGUGUGAAUUUUUUCGAGAAAACAAAUCGUAUAGACUGUGACUCUAAUGAUAAUAAAAAACAAGACAACAUAUUUCAACAUUCUGAAAAUUCCCCAUACCAAGCUGCUUCUUUUAAAAAAAUGCCGUUUGGUCUUGAAAUCAAUCAAAAAAAUUAUUGCACAAUGAAAAACAAGUUAGUGGACGUUGAACAAAAUUCACUGCACGACGCACAACUUUAUGAUUUCGUACGACCGCACGGUGAACUAAAACAGUGUAAUAAAGCAGAUUCAAAUGAAAAUUCAGAAAUAGAAUGGCAUACUUUUCCUAACAAAAUAAAUGAAACUAGUAGAGUUUUUAAAAAAGAACCACCCUGCUUGAAGGAACAUAUUUCGAAAUCAUCCAGUUCGACGCGUCAAGAAAAAAUUCUCACUCCGCCAACGUUUCUGAUGAAAAAAAAGACGUUAAGUCGACCUAACAUGUUGAACAAGCCUUCGUAUUACGAUUCUGUGACAAGUCGUAGUAUGGAAAGAGUCGAUUCCCAAACAAGCGCAGUGGACACACCUUUGUACCCUUGGAAGAGCGAUAACCCUGAAAUCUCACAUGAUGAAAUGGACACUCAUUUUUUCUUUAGGAAAUUCACUACUCAAAACAAAGAAAAUUUAGGUUUAGUAGAACGAAGUUUUGAUGACUCAAAAAGGAUUUUUUACAGACACUUUGACGCUACAGAAAAGGCGGGAAAUACAAUGUCGUUACCGCAGGCUCCACAAGAAAGUGUUGUAUUGAAACGGCAUUCAACCUCGACCGAAUCCCCUUAUUUUACUUUCAACAAGGACGCUGAUCACAUUAGCGUUAGUGGAUCCAAUCGACAAGCACCAGUUAAUACAUAUCCUAAGGUAGUAGAAGGAUUGCAAAGCCGCUAUGAUGUAUGGGAAUCGAAAAGAAACACUACAUCAACGAGUUCAAUAGAUGGAGAAACUGCGGAAGGGAAGGAACAAACGAAAAUGACCGGAAAUAAACAUCAUGCUUUACGACGUAUGACAUCAGCACAUAUUCCAAGCGUACAAGAAUCGAAAAAAAAAUCAUUAUGUGACCUGGAAGGAUAUCGGACAAUAGCAUCGCUCCCAGUACCGGAUGAAAAUUUUUUACCAAACCAGAAUCACGUGAAAAAAAAAACUGUGAGUAACGCACUCCAAUAUAAUAAGGAUUUAUAUGGAGGUACUAGAGUGAGCGUUAUAAAGGAACGCUUGAAUUACACGCGCAUAUUGGAAAAAACUCAAUCAGAAGAUGAGUUUCUUCAACCAUCCACUUUGUUAUUUAACGGAUCAAACGCUCAACUUGAGGCAAGACAAAAACCGCGGUACCGACAUAAGAAUACUCAAGGUUUUGUGAAAAAGGAGUACGCGCGGCAAGCUGAGAAUUGCAGUGAUUCACCGGAGGAUCACGCAUCUACUUAUCAGUUCCUCGGUACUCAUGUAACAAAACCCACUACCAAGCAUGAAUCUAAUCAUAUUGACGUUUAUGGUAAAAAAAAUAUGAAUGCUUCAUUAAACGACAUUCCCUCGUCAUCGUGUCCGUCAAGCGAACCUGUUGAUAAAUCUCCACACCAAAACGAGUCAAACUCAAACCAACGCCUUGAUGAUUUGUUACCUUUCAAAAAACAAGUGUCACACAUCCAUACAAGAAGAAAGAAUUCUUUAGCUUACCACACAUAUGGUGACGUUCCAGCGCUUCAACAAUCAAGAACAAAGUGCUGCACCGCAGUACCCAAGUUAGCUUUACAUGAGGAAAAUGAAGGGCAUUUAUCUGAUGUACAAGUAGGAUUCGUUACACCUCCGUUGCCAGCUAAACCAUUACCAACGCGUCGCCACCAUGGCUCUUUUAUGUGCUCAACUUUUCCCUUACAAUGUGGUAAUACGCGUGCACCGCUUUUAGGGGGAGCUCUUGCAAACAAUUCAAGUCAUUAAAA
This is a messenger RNA of Hylaeus volcanicus, 5249 nucleotides long. RefSeq lists its product as uncharacterized. Lineage: Eukaryota; Metazoa; Arthropoda; Insecta; Hymenoptera; Colletidae. The record is from RefSeq and is a predicted model, not a curated record. Bases 619 to 5247 code for a protein of 1542 amino acids. The transcript is spliced from 13 exons.